AUGUUGGAACCUGCGAAUACAGGAACUUCAGAAAAUGCGCCAGUUGCAGGGCCCACGACCAUGCCCGUACGUCCACCAGGCUCAUGGUCAUCGACUCUAAGACUACCCAAAUCUGCAUUUCCUCCUCGACCUCUGCCCGCAAACAGAGACAGAUACCUAAAAGCAUGCACCGAUGACCUCUACACCUGGCAGCGUCGUGAGCGCGCGGCUCAAACCCCCUUCGUCCUCCACGAUGGGCCCCCCUACGCAAACGGCAGUCUACACAUCGGGCACGCCCUCAAUAAAAUCCUCAAGGACCUAAUCCUGCGCACCAAGAUCCAAGGCGGGUCGCGCGUUACGUACGUUCCGGGCUGGGACUGCCACGGGCUGCCCAUUGAGAUCAAAGCUCUCGAGAAACAGCGCGAGCAUGGCGAACACACCAUGGACGCAGUAGCCGUACGGAGAUUUGCGAGGGACUUGGCUGAGACCACAGUGGAUGAGCAGAAGAAGGGGUUUAAGGAGUGGGCGAUAAUGGGAGAUUGGGAUAAGGCGUGGAGGACUAUGGAUAAGGGGUUUGAAAUCCAGCAGCUGAACGUUUUUAGAGCGAUGGCAAAGAAGGGACUCAUUUUCAGGAGAUAUAAGCCCGUAUACUGGUCUCCGUCCUCGAGAACAGCAUUGGCAGAGGCGGAGCUCGAGUACAAGGUUGAUCAUGUUUCUACUGCUGCUUUUGUGCAGUUCAAGGUUACGAGUGUUCCGGCGGGAUUGAGGGAGAAGAUGGGGGAGAUGCAGAUGAAUAAUCUUUAUGCUGUUAUUUGGACGACUACGCCGUGGACACUACCCGCGAAUAGAGCUAUUGCUGUGCAUUCAGACCUGGAAUAUGUGGUUGUGAAGAGUGGCGGGAAGGGUUUGAUUGUAGCUCACUCAAGAGUGCCUGAGCUCAUGAAGAUUCUGGACAAGGAGCUGCCAUUGGCUGUUUGGCCCUUUCUCGGCAAGGAGCUCGAAGGAGCCACAUAUGUUAACAGUCUCCGAGGCAAGGAAGCAGUGGAACAGCCUGUGAUUCACGCAGACUUCGUCUCUGCCGACUCUGGUACUGGUGUGGUCCAUCUCGCUCCUGGCCACGGUAUGGAUGACUAUGAAGUUUGUAUGCGAUUGGGAAUUGAAGCUGCGGCCCCUGUGAAUGACGUGGGGCACUUCACUUCAGCCGCGCUCCCUGAUGAUCCUCAGGCCUUGGAGGGAAAACCAGUGUUAGGGGCUGGCGGCAAGGCGGUUUUAGAGCUCCUGGGGAAUAAUGUCCUUGCUACACAUAAAUACAAGCAUAAGUAUCCCUAUGAUUGGCGGACGAAACUUCCGGUCAUCACCAGAGCUACAGAACAGUGGUUUUCGGAUGUUGGUAGCGUCAAAAAUCAAGCUCUGGAAGCUUUGCAGGAUGUCAACUUUUUACCGGAGAAGGGAAGGGCAAGGCUAGAAAGCUUUGUGAAGGGAAGAAGUGAAUGGUGUAUCUCGAGACAGCGUGCUUGGGGCGUUCCGAUUCCUGCCCUGUAUGAUGAAGAUGGAGUCGCUGUCCUCACCGACGAAAGCGUGGCUCACAUCAUCGCUGUGAUCGAUAAGAAGGGAGUUGACGCAUGGUGGACUGAUGCUGCGGACGAUCCUGCUUGGGUCGUUCCCGGAUUGAAUGGCACCUACAGAAGAGGAAAGGACACAAUGGAUGUAUGGUUUGACAGCGGGACGAGUUGGACCCAAACUGAGGAGCAAGCAGACGUCUAUCUUGAAGGUUCGGACCAGCAUAGAGGCUGGUUUCAAUCGAGUCUGUUGACACAUACCAGUGCUUCUGGUCGAGCUGGUGCUCCCUUCAAGACGCUGAUUACACAUGGGUUUACACUCGAUAAAAAGGGCAAGAAAAUGUCCAAGUCUAUUGGCAACACCAUCGCGCCUAGCCAGAUCAUGGAUGGGACAUUACUUCCUCCAUACAAAGCACGCAACUCCAAAAUUGCAGUUCACCAAGCGAUGGGAGCCGACGCCCUCCGCCUCUGGGUAGCCAGUAGCGACUACACGCGCGACGUAGUAAUUGGCACGCCCGUCCUUAAAUUCAACCAAUCUGCCCUCCUCAAAUACCGCAUGAUCAUCAAAAUGCUCCUCGGCUCCAUGCAAACACCCCUCAUCCGCGACUCCCCAGUCACCAAACUCGACCAAAUUGCCCUCGUCCAACUGCAAGCCGUAAUGCACGAAGUGCAAACCGCGUAUCUAAACUACGAGUUCUAUAAAGCGGUUAAUGCGAUUAAUAGGUGGAUCAAUACCGAUUUGUCGGCGUUUUAUCUAGAAGCUAUGAAAGAUAGACUGUAUUGUGGUGACGGCGGGGGUGUUUUGGAGGAGAUCUUCCACGGCCUUCUGAAAAUGCUGGCCCCUAUUACGCCGAAUCUCGUUGAAGAAGCGUGGGAUUAUAGACCGCAGUGGAUGAAAGCCAGCUCACAAACCCAUCCCUCUCUUCGACCGCUCACGGAACCGGUCUUUGAUGCAGAACGCUGUGAUGUGGCAGAGCUGGAGAUUAGAGAUGAAGUUCCGAUUUUAUUAGCGGCAAAUACGGCGAUCAAGACAGCGCAGGAGGAGGCGAGAGGGAGGAAGUUGAUUGGCUCGAGUCUGGAAUCGAGUGUUGUGCUUACUUUGCCACCGAAAUUACUGGAGGUUUUUGAGAGAUAUACGGAGGAGCUGGCUAGUAUUUUUGUAGUGUCGUCUGUUCAGCUAGUUCAAGAAAAAGCUACAGAUGAGGCAACAGUGGAACAAGCUCGAGAAAACAAGGCAGAAGGGCUGUCCGCGGAAACAGCGCACGAAGCGUUCUCAAAUCAAGCAGAACUCGUCCUACCAGCAGCAAAUCCCUCGAGUUCCGAACAACCACAACAAGAAACCUCAACAUCGUUACGAACCCAAUCCGCCUGGACGUUCUCCUCCACCUUCUCUAUCCUUGGCGAAAAAGCCAGCGUUACGAUCUUCCCGCCCAAAGCGGAGAAAUGCCCUCGGUGUUGGCAAUUCGUGGCGGAGGAAGAUAAUUUGUGUGGCAGGUGCAAGGAGGUGGUGAAAGAUGUGAAGGAUGAUGAGUUGGUGGGGCUUGUGGUGUAG
Messenger RNA from Lachnellula hyalina, 3090 nucleotides. It is a transcript of the gene ism1, whose product is annotated as Isoleucine--tRNA ligase, mitochondrial. Gene Ontology annotation, biological process: isoleucyl-tRNA aminoacylation. Gene Ontology annotation, cellular component: cytosol. The transcript is spliced from 3 exons. The coding region runs from base 1 to 3090 and encodes 1029 amino acids. Gene Ontology annotation, molecular function: tRNA binding; ATP binding; isoleucine-tRNA ligase activity. Lineage: Eukaryota; Fungi; Ascomycota; Leotiomycetes; Helotiales; Lachnaceae. The record is from RefSeq and is a predicted model, not a curated record.